This is a messenger RNA of Trichomycterus rosablanca, 7957 nucleotides long. It is a transcript of the gene fndc1, whose product is annotated as fibronectin type III domain containing 1. The record is from RefSeq and is a predicted model, not a curated record. Bases 1 to 4884 code for a protein of 1627 amino acids. Lineage: Eukaryota; Metazoa; Chordata; Actinopteri; Siluriformes; Trichomycteridae. The transcript is spliced from 22 exons. Gene Ontology annotation, molecular function: protein binding.
AUGAGCCUGAUCCUGCUGGCGUUCUGCACCCUCAGCCCUCUUAUUACAGCAUAUAAACCACUUCGUCCACGCAAUGUGAAGCUAACAUCAGUGGACAAGGGCUUAAAAGUAACAUGGGACCCACCUAAUGAGCUGGACGGUCGGCCAGUGGACCGCUACAGUAUUGGCUAUGGCAAGUCUAUGAGAUCUCUUCGUUUUAUCACUGUGGACAAGAACCGGCGCUCUGAGGUACUGAAGGAUGUAGAACCUGGAGUCCUGCACUUUCUCAAAAUGAGUGCUGAAAAUGAGGAGGGAAUGAGUAAACCAGUGUACAGGGCAGAAACUCCAGGAGGAGGAGAGUGGGUAAAACUGGAUGGCUUUCCUGUUGAAGGCAGAUCUGUUAACGGCUCCUCACCAGGUAGAAGGUCACCUGAGUUCUCUAAGAUAAACCCUCGUCCCUCAGUUCAGAGACCGACACUGCAGCAGAGAGCCCCUCAGUCCUCCUCGGGCCCAGAGGCUCCACGCCGGGGAUACCUUCCCAUACGUCCCAACAACAAACACAGAGUGGACCUUAGUCAGCCCCAGGCUGACCAGCGCAAUGCUAACAAGCCCAAAUUAGCAUCUGAGUCGGUCCAUGUGGUCUCACUGCAGGCACAAAAAACCCCAAUAAGGAGUACACCAAUCAACAAGGCUGAAAUCCCUCCUCCAGAGCCCGAGUUAGUGGAAGAGGCAGAAGACGUAACGGUGAGAGUUCAGUCCGCCCAGUCGGUCCUCAUCACAUGGAUAGAUCCACUGGUCCAGAAACAAAAAAACAUUCCUGAAGGCACUAGGCAUUACACUGUAAGGUACAGAGAGAAGGGAGAAUCUGCUCGGUGGGAGUAUAAGGAGACCACACAGAGGCGACUCCUGAUUGAGAAGCUUUCUGCAGAUGGAAUGUAUGAGUUCUCUGUUCGAAUUACCCAAGGAGACGAAGAGGGGAAAUGGAGUGUGUCUGUAUUCCAAAGGACUCCUGAAUCAGUUCCUUCUGGCCCUCCUGAGAACUUUGAGGUGAAACCACUUCGAGGGAAAGGCACUGCUAUCACAGCAACAUGGGAUCCACCUGAUGAACCCAAUGGUAGAAUUAGAGAAUACAUCCUCUCUUACGCUCCAGCAUUAAAACCAUUCGGAUCAAAGUCAGUAACAUAUCGAGGCACGCUUACCUCAGCAACUGUAGAUGGACUGACCCCAGGUGAUCGCUAUAUCUUUAAAAUACGAGCGGUUAACAGGAAAGGACAAGGACCACAGUCCCAAGCUUUGAGUGUUGUUAUGCCUAAAUCGAGCACAACAGCUUCAGGAUAUUCCACUCAGUUUAAGAUCCCCUCUAGAGAAUCUACAUCUGAAGAGUCGGAUGACCAGGAAACGGAGGAGAUCGAUAAACCUGAUACUACUACCACUGCUCCGCCAACUUCACCAAAGAUAUCCCGGCCCUUCUCGCAGACACGAUCCUACCACAGCAUUUUUUCAUCCGUGAGGGGUUCUGUCAGGCAUUCGGGGUCUAAAUCCAAAACAUUCAUGGAUAGAAAUAAAGAAGAGGAGGAGGAAGAGACAGCAACAGAGGAACGGACAGAUGAAAAUGAAGCAGCUGAAAAUUCCCAGCCUGAAACUGCUAAUAAUGUCCCAUCAAAAACUAGGGGGAUGGAACAUAAAAUUCCAUCUGGGCCCAAGAAAUCAGGCUCUUUACUUAACACUCAGACUUCCCCUCCAAAGCAUUUCUCGCUUCCUAAAACACAGGACCAUCGGCAUUCCCAGUCUUUGACACCUCGGACAUCCUCUAUUGGUAGUAGACGGCCAACCUCUAGUAGCUCUGGGUCACGGACAAGAAAUCAAAAUGGACCAUCUUACAAUUUACCCAACAUCCAAGACUCUGUAAUUGCCAAAAAAGUAUCCACCAGUUCUGAGGAAAAGAUCAGUGCUCCGGAAACAAAGUCACCCACCCUAUCUGGUCACGACACAAAGACAGGAAAAGAUAAAAAGCUCUCAUCAUCAUCAUCAUCAUCAUCAUCAGCUUCCUCGUCAUCAGAAUCCUCCUCAUUACCUUCUUCAUCUGGAAUGAGUAGAGUUUCUAACCCUGCAACUCGAGGCAGAGCCUCAGGAUCUAGUUCUGUUUAUUUAAAUGGCCGAAGAAUAGUUUCAAACAAGGGUCACAGACAACAACCAGAACAAACUUCAAAAGAAUCCAGUCCUCCUGCCAGUAAAAAUACCCACCCAACCAGCAUCCAAGAUACAACCAAUUCCAACAAGAAUGACCUUGAAAUUAAAGAAAAGGACAUUAAAAAUAAUGAAUCUCCAUCUUCUCCUUAUCAGUAUACGACCACUCGACCCCCUAUCAAAGAGGAGAAAUCAACAGAAAGGUAUACUGAUACUUCAAAAGACAGUAACUCAGCUUCAUCUCAAACACCUUCUGAAACAAGCCCCUCUCAUACAGGACAGUUUUCCUCCUCGGCUAAUAGAAAUUCCAGGAUAGUAAUGGGUAGUCGAAGAAAGGAUAGCAGGGUCCCAUGGAGCAGGCUUGCUUCUUCUGUAGGAGCAAAGAGUCCAAUUCUGAGAGGACAUGAGCUCAGAGAUAAAACCAAAGAUUCCCCAACAACCUACACCUCCAAACAUUUACCAGAACAAACCUCUGCAAAACCUACAAAACAAACCGUUUCAAACAACAGAUUAACUUCAUCUAAUGAUCCCACUGACGACAGAGAUUCACAGACUAGCAAUUAUCAUGAAGAUGAUUUACCUUAUGAAGCCACCAAAGAAACAUAUGAAAUUAGCCAGAAAAAUGUUGUUCCAACUGCUUCACCUACUACCUCAGAGGUUAAAGAGUCUCAGCGACCUGUGCAAAAGUCUGGCACUGGUUCUCAGUCAGUCUAUACCUCACCCCGGAAAACUGGUUUGGGUUUAAAUGAAAAGGUUCGUUCUGCUCUGCUGGGAAGUCGUCUGAACGAGUUACGGCUCCGUGGUGGGUUACAGCCAGCGCAAAAACCAAAGUUGGGCUCUCCUUCUAGACAAGGAUCUUCUUCACCAGCCAUUUCAACUUCUUUAUCUUCUUCUGCAUCCCAGCAACAGCAGACUUCACCUACAAACCAAGUCACAAGUUCUAACAAAGACAGCAAUGAGAGAUUGAGUGUGGACUCGAACUUACGCUCCCAACCGAGGCAACCUACAACAAGUGAAAAUUCAAAUGGUGCAAAUCAAGGUGUCUCGUCAGCUCCGGCUCGUAAUCCAGUGAUGGGAUCAAGGGUACACUUUCCCGGCAGAUCUUCCUCUUCUUCAAGGAGCAAAGCCCCAGUCAUCUUGCCUAAGCCUACUUAUAGGCAAGCCAAAAACGGACGACCAAACCUUACAGCUUCAAAUGGCAAAGUUACAUCAACAUCGAAUGAAAAUACAAAGUCAAAUGAAGUCAAAUAUAUCACAGGCCCUGAUGGAUCCAGAUGGGUUGUAGAUCUGGAUAAAGGGGUCUUAAUGAAUGAAGAUGGAAAGGUUUUGCAGGAUUCUAGAGGCCGACCUAGGAAAGUAAUCCUUGGAGAAGAUGGCAAAACCAUUUUUGAUGAGCAAGGCAGCCCGUUAGUAAACCAGGAAGGUAUGGCACUGUUUGGUCAUGGGAGGGACAGCCGGCCAGUGGUUAACCCCAAAGAUAAGAUCCUCACUGUGGGUGGAAAACCUGUAGUGGGAUUGGAUCGCCCUAAACCCAGCACUACGACAAUAGCAACCACGACUACAACAACUACAACCACCACCACAACCACUCCUCAACCCACAACAACAGAGAUGACAACAUCUGAAGAUUACUACUUUCCGACCUGUCCCCCUGGAACGUAUUCAAGGCUUGAUCAGAAUGGUGAUCCCAUGAUGGAUGCUAAUGGAAUAAUGGACUGCUACCCAGAUGAUGAGUUUUUCACAGAGACCACGGUGCCUCCUACUACUCAGCUUCCCACCACAACAACUCAGCCAGAGUUACGCCACGUCAACAACGGCCCGUCCUCUGAAUUUGAUGCUUCUGGCAAGAAGCGCUUUACAGCUCCUUAUGUGAACUAUAUCCAGAAGGAUCCAGGUUCUCCAUGUUCUCUGACCGAAGCUCUGGAGUACCUACAGGUGGAUGUCCUUGCAGAUCUUAUAGAAAAGGACAACAUAAUAGCCAGCCAGAGGCAGCCACCCAAACACAAACCCCAGAACAUUACAGUGAUUGCCAUGGAAGGGUGUCAUUCAUUUGUAAUCUUGGACUGGGCCCGCCCACUGAAGGACGACAUGGUGUCCGGGUACAUGGUGCACAGUGCCUCCUAUGAUGAUGUUCUUAACAACAAAUGGUCAUAUCGCCUCUCAAAUAGCACUGACCUACCUGUAGAGAACCUCAAACCAAACUCAAGGUAUUACUUCAGAGUUCAAGCAAAGAACAUAUUUGGUCUAGGUCCGAUCAGUGAUACGUUAACUUAUGUAACAGAAUCAGAUGAUCCACUUCUUAUAGAGAGACCACCAGGUGGCGAGCCUAUCUGGAUUCCUUUUACUUUUAGAUACAAUCCAACCCACAGUUCUUGUAAAGGAAGUCAGUUUGUCAAGCGCACCUGGUACAGGAAGUUUGUUGGUGUGGUUCUCUGCAACUCACUGCGCUACAAGAUCUUUAUGGCAGAUGGGCUUAAAGACACAUUCUACAGCAUUGCUGAUAGCUUUGGCAAUGGAGAGGACCACUGUCAGUUCGUAGAUUCCCAUUUGGAAGGAAGGACAGGACCACAUGGCCUCUCAACCUACCUACCCCCAGCUCAAGGGUACUAUCGCUCAUACAGACAGGAGCCUGUUAAUUUUGGGCCAAUAGGCAGGCGUACGUCUCAUAAUUUCAUGGGAUGGUAUGAGUGUGGAGUCCCAAUCCCUGGAAAAUGGUAACAAAGGACUUUUGGAAUGCCAGUCCCUGCUGGCAGCCACAUUUCACCUUACUGCAGCCUCCUUCUUUCACUGUUUGCCAGUUCCCACAAAAGAACUUGAACAGCCAUGACAACUGAACCCUAAACCAACGCUCCGUUUCUGUCAAAGAGGAUAUAAUACUUCAAAUAACAUAUUUCUAUAUAAAGUAACUAUUCAAAUAUUAAGCUUAAGCACUUUUCAAACCAGUAUGUAUAUGAGGAAAUACAAGCAUGUGUGCUCAAAUUAUUAAAAAACAAUCAUUUUCAGGGAUAUUAUACCCUUAAUGGCCAAAUGGCUUUUAAUUUUAUAUUAGUCUGUAAUAAUUUAUCUAUGUAUGAUGCAGUAGUAGUUUUAAUAGGACCUGCAGUGUACAACACAAGCACAACUGAAAAUGGCUGAAGCUUUAAAAUACAAUGACCUAUACAAUACUGAUGUUACCAAAUCUGUCAUUUCUAAUAGCUUUAAUCAUUCUGUACUUUUAUUUUGUAUCAUAGUACUUUUAGUGACAGUUGGCUUGAAAGUAUUGCCCAUAUUAGGGCUGAUAAACUGAUUUUAUGUUUUAUUUCCUCAGGAAAGGUUGAAUACUGAAUAACGAUACUUUAGAAGACAUGGAAACCACUAAUGUUUUAAUUUUACAUUAAGUAAAUCCUAUUACCACAUUAAAAAUACUGAAAAACUUUUAUAAAAAUGGAACAAUUCAAUUAAAUCUCACUUUGUCAACACAGCUAGGAGUCUUUUUAGACAUGUUUUAUACAAAUUCACCCACUUUUUUUGCAGACUGCUUCUAGUUCUUAAAUCAUUUGAAACCACCUUGUAUGUAUAGCAUGGUUAAGAUUUAUCCAUUAUUUGUAAAUCAUGGGACUUCAAGUGCAAUUACAAAAGCCCUCUUGUUAUUUAAAGCAGUCUAUGGUCAAUGUUUGAGGUAUGUUUUGGAUUAGUGUCCUGUUGUAGAAGUUUAGCUUCAGUUUCUUGAUUAUCUGUCACUAAUUUGCUUUCAGAAUUUGUUAUUAUUUUAUGUAAUCCAUUCUGCACCAUUGGCUGCCACACCAACCGUCCAAUUAAACCAUGUUAACACAAGCAACAGUGCGCUCUGAAACUGUCAUCAGCGGGCAGUUCCUGAUAACAAUUCUUAAUCUUCUAAUAAGUCAAUUAGAGCUUUUGAGACUUUAAAGCUAAUGUCAAAACUUCAUCAAAAUGUAUCAAAUAUUAAGUAGCUGUGCAUUCAUAUUUUGCAGGAUUAUUUUUCGAAUUUGCUAUAGAGUUCAAAUUCAAAUCCGUAGUUUGGCAAGGUGUACUAUAGCUGCUUAUCACUGUAGUAAGUUACAGGUUGUAUAGCUAAUGCCAAGUUCACACUACACGACUUUACAAGUCGUCAGGUCGCUGUACAGUUCACACUAUACGACUGGAUCUCUUGUAAUCGGGAGUCUUUCAAGUCGGUGUGGCUUUCACACUACACGACUGAUCGGCGAUAGGGGAUUUCACACUACAUGAUCUAUCACCAACUGGAAUCGCAGGCGAGCUUCUCUGGUCUCCCAAACUACGUUUUGUCACCAAAACACAUGCGAGAAGUGACGAAAGGUUUAAUGAUACCACGUCCGAGGUUAAUAAAUAUUUUUGCAAUGCAACGUUGGUGUUAUGUUUUGUAGAGAACAAUAAGGUCAGAAAUACUGUACAACUUGUGUGUAUACCGAUGUAUUCUGAUAUAAACUAUAUUAUGCCCCUGUCCCAUCUUUUUACAUCUCCUCCCCUGUGUUCCCCCACACCGUAUCUUGCGUUCUCAUUGGCUGUCGACAUAGCACUCAUUGCCAGUUGGGCAACUCAGAUCCAGAUAUUUGACAAACUAGAUAUCUUUCUUCGGUCACCGAAUGCUCGGUGAGUGCUCAGUGAGCCGCUCGGAUCGAGUUGUUGAGUAGUUCACACAUAGCGAUUGAGAGCAAACGCCGAGUUGCUCCCGAGCCGACAAAUCUAGCGCUGACCAGUCGACAAGCGAAAAUCAGGGCAAAGAUCGUAUAGUGUGAACUAGGCAUAAAGAGGAAGAAAAGUUGGGACAUUUGGCGAGUAGGACAAUGCCAGGUCUCAUUCUGCAUGUGCUACAACAAAGUGGCUUCAUAGACACAGAAAGAAAGAGAAUCAAACAGGGUGACCAUAAGCAGCUAAAGUCUUGCAUCAAGCAGAAAUGAGCAAAAAUUACACUUGCAAAACUGCACGAUUAGUAUCCUCAUUUCCCAAUUGUUUAAAUUAAUAAGAAAGUUAAUAUAAAUUGCUCAGUGAAAACAUUGGAAUUUUGUGUUUGUACUUUUGUUAAAUAAAUCUUAAAUAAAGAUUCGAGAGAAUUAUCAAAUCACAGAUUCUCAACUGUUUUUUCCUAAAAUGGGAUUUGUAAAUGAGUAAAUGCAUUAAAUAGGGGUUAAAUGCAACAGACAAUGACCUUUUUUCCCUUUUAAAACAUGGUGUAGUAAAACACUUGUUCUCUAGAAAAUGGAAGUGCAGCACGAUAUUCAUUGUAGUUGAUUUUAGUCUUUUAGUUAUGGGUCGCCACAGCGGAUCAUUCAACCACAUAUUUGAUUUGGCACAGUUUUUACUCUGGCUAUCCUUUCUGAUGAUGGAAUAGUGCCACACGUUAGCUCCAAAAUACAUUUUCUCUUGGCUAACUGUGAUUGUUCUUUAGCUCUUCUUCCAAAGUCCAAAUAUUUAAAUAUUCUACUGUAUCAUACAGGUCAUUUUUUAUAAUCACUAUUAAGAAAAAUCCAGACCAUGAUUUCUGUUUCUAUACUCCAAUGAGCUGCUGCUAAAUUCUUGCUUUCUUGCUUUGAUUUGUUCUAAACAGCUCAGAGACUUUAAACAAGGCACUUUUGGGACUAAUUGUAUAUAUUUUCACCCAUUGGGUUUUUUGGGCAAGCAAAUGACUCAUGCUUUCAAUUCAUGUAUUUUAAACAAAACCCUAAUAAUUAUGUAACUUGUAAAAUAUUAUAUUAAAAUGGAUCUGCUGAAUUUGUGUAGACCCCGACUCAGAAAUGUGGACAGUCUUCACUAAACAGUGAAUGCUAAUAAAAAU